CUGCCGGGCCUCUCUCUCGCUACCUCUCCCCUAAAUUGUGGCGCUGCCUGUCUGCGUAUACAUACCAGCCACGCCGUCCAUCCCAUCCAUCCCAGCUCCGCCACAGGCAUUGGCUGCAUUGACUUUUUCCCCGUGCCUGUGCCAGCCCAACAGUCGCCCUGCCGCCUCGACGGGCUCUCUAUAAAGUAUACGCGAAGCCCCACCGUGUAAUCGAUUAGCACUACUCCCCCAUCCAAGCCCCGCCUCCCAUUCACAUACACACAAACACCAUGGACUUGGAUCCCACGCCCGACCACUACAAGGCCCUCGGCCUCGAUAAGAGUGCCACUGCCGCCAUCAUCAAGUCCACAUACCGCAAACUGGUACUCAAGUGCCACCCCGACAAAGUCACAGAUCCCGCAUUGAAGGAGCAGAAGCAGGAAGAGUUUCACCGCAUCCAGCAAGCCUAUGAAUGUCUCAUCGACGACGAAAAGCGGGCUCAUUAUCACGCAGUCCUCGAGCUUGACAAGCUGCGCAAGGAAAAGGCUGCAAGACAAGCCGCUGCGCCACGCGACAGGACUGCGCGCUUCGACGUCCCAACACCUGGUGGUUCGUCUUUUACUGCAAAUGGUCCCACGCGGUACGCCACCGAGUACCGCGCACCUCCAUCGUCGCGUGACGAUGCCAGCCGUUACCAAGAACGCGAGCGCGAGCGUGAACGUGAACGCUCCCACCACCAAACUUAUACAUCCAAGCCUACUGCGCCACCCCGAUCCAGCCGCGAAAAAGAGUCUUCAAAAAGCAGCAGAUAUGCCAAGGAAGACCGCGGUCGAUCAGAACGUGAAAAGGCACGUGCCAAGGAAGUCCGCAGCGACCGCAAGUUCGCAUCUGCUGAGAGUGAAUCAUCAGCCGACGAGAAGGCGCGCCACGAAUCGGGAUACAAGAUUCGCACUGAAGAAGAUGCUCGACGCAAGGCUGCUGAAGAGCGCCGAUCCUACGAAGAAGCACGCCACACUACUCUGCCCACUCACCGCAAAAUGAGCGUACAGGCCGAGGAGGCACUUCGCUAUCAGCACAAGUCGCGUGCACAGGUUGAAGAGGAGAUAACGUCAUCUCGCCCUAUGCCUGCUAGAGCAUCCUCUCGCGAUUACUAUGCUGCCGAGCCUCGCUCUUCCCGCCGCGAGUCCUCUCGCGCUGAGGCUCCUGUGCGUAGGUCUUCCGCCAGGCCUAACAAGGAUCGCCCUUCAAUGUCGCGUCGCGAAACUGAUCGAACUGAUCGCGGUAUUCCCGAGGUCGUAGAUUGGGCCGAGGAGAGGCGCACUGAAGAGAGGCGCCCUCCUAUGUUCAAGCACUCGACAUCGUCGCCCAUUGAGCUUGGACGUGGAAUCCCGCAGCGUUCCUACACUGAACGACUACCGCGACGUACGGAGACUUCGCCACCCCCAGCACCACCAGCUUUCCACCGCUCAUCGACGAUGCCCAUCCACCCAUCGUCCUCGCGCAGGAAAGAGUCAACUGCACCUCGAUCUUCUGGUCUACGCGAAACUACCACUUCCGAGCAAUAUGCCAACCCUGAAAGAGAUACCUUCUCCACCAUCCCACCGGUACAACAGACUACGCCCAGCAGCACUAAGAAGGUUUAUUACUACCCGGUUAGUGGAGGUGGUGUCUCUGUCCGUCCGGAUGAAAUUCCAACCGCCGCUCGUCACGUGCCGCGCGAACCAUCACGCUACCAACGGUCGCCAUCGCCAUCGCCAAUCGGCAAACCCCCGAUUGGUGCCAACCGUCCGGUAGAGCCCACCACUUCCUACAAGAGCGCGCCGCGCCCAUCCAUGCCGAGCCGCAACGAGUCGUACCGUACAGUGUCACCCGUUCGUGGCUCCGAGGAUCGCGGACGUUCUGGAAAACCUAAGCUCUACGGAGAGAUUGGACGCCAGCCUAGCUUUGACCCCAACGAUGUGCAGUUCAGUCGCCGAUAUGGCCCAGAAGAUGUCAGAUGGGCUCCCAGAUCCGGCGAGCCUGACAAGGGAUACUCUACUAAGCCUUCUUUGGGAAGGACUGCAACAUAUGUCUACUAGGCAUGUCAAUGAGUGAGAAUGACUUUACCUCAUUAACAUUUACAUGGGCAAAUUCAUUUGCCUCAGGAUACCCCCAUAAACCCAGGUAUAACAUUUACCGGGUUUUUUGCAUUUAUUGGUUUUUGUUUUCCCUGGCGUUUUUAAGGUUGGGUCGAGUUGUUUUCUAAAGCAACUCGCAUUGUGUGUGUGUACUUUCUUUUUUUUGUUGACGAAACCACGCAAGUGCUGCGUUGGGUCCCAGUCUCUCUCCAACCUCCCCCGCCUCCCUUACCCCACGGUAUAUAUUCUCGUGCUUCGUUUAUUUUUGCUUUUUUUCGAUUCUUGUCUUAUUUCCCCACCUU
Messenger RNA from Bipolaris sorokiniana ND90Pr, 2398 nucleotides. RefSeq lists its product as uncharacterized. The record is from RefSeq and is a predicted model, not a curated record. The coding region runs from base 270 to 2057 and encodes 595 amino acids. The transcript has a single exon. Gene Ontology annotation, biological process: spliceosomal complex disassembly. Lineage: Eukaryota; Fungi; Ascomycota; Dothideomycetes; Pleosporales; Pleosporaceae. Gene Ontology annotation, cellular component: spliceosomal complex.